AUGAGUCUUUUUACGAGUCCACCUCCUGUUGUCAAACGACUAAUAAGCUACAUUAAGGAAGGGUCAGAUAAAGAGGAAAAGUGGAAAGAAAAAGCCGUCAAGUCACUAGUUAAACGAUUGAAGAAUGGCACGCAGCUGGAUGAACUCGAACGUGCUCUGGUUAGUCAAGAUCCAUCCACUCGAUGUGUUACAAUACCACGUUCAUUGGAUGGACGCCUUCAAGUAGCUCAGAAAAAAGGUUUGCCACACGUUUUUUACUGUCAACUUUGGCGUUGGCCAGAUCUACAUACUCAACAUGAGUUACGCCCUAUCGCUACUUGUGAAUAUUCCUUCCAGUCCAAGCGUGACGAAGUUUGUAUAAACCCUUAUCACUAUAGGAGAAUCGAAAAUCCAGUUCUUCCACCAAUUAUGGUUCCACGUACGGUUAAUAAUGGUACCUCCGGAAAUAAUAAUGAUAGUGUACAUCGUGGUAUGACGGAGCCUUCUGAACGGUAUGGCAGAGGGUCGUGUUUCGGGUCGCACCAUUCUCGGUAUUCUUCGAUGCAUAGUCAGUAUCAACAUGGUCUUCAACAACAGCAACAGCAACACCAUUUGAACGCUUUGCAAGCUCAUCAUGCUUCCGUUACCGGAUUAAAUGAUUCUAUGAUGGUUGGAGAUGAUUGUGGUUCAGAACCGAAUAGCUUAGCUGCCUUAUUAGCGCCUCCAUCUAAACAACCCAGACAACAUCUUGCCACAGAUGCUGUGACAGCUGCUGCUCUAGCCAGAGGCGAUGCACUCGAUGCAUAUUCUAUAGCCAGUAGAGCGAUGGCUAGUCUAGAAAAUGCCGGUGUUAUUAGUGGCACACAUCCACCAUGUGUUAGCUUGCGAGAGGCUGCAGAAAAUAUGACGCUUGGUGGAACACCUAAUAUUGUUGGAACGCCUCCUGCCCCACCUCAUACCGGUAGCUAUCAGUCAUCCCUUAUGAAUGUGGUCUCUAGUUUAAGUGGUGACGGCCGGGAUUUUGCUCGCAGUUUAGGUGUGGUUAAUAACAUGCAUAAUGCUACGACGAGGUCGCUCAGUUUAAGUGAUUAUUCACUCUCCGGUUCCGUCUGUCAAGAGGAUCGUUCCAUUGAUUCCCAGUGUCAUGGUCAGAAUGCAGAUACCUUAGGCACAAGUUUUAUCGGUCAGUCCUCUUCAGUCUCCUCCUCAUCGACAACAACUCAUAAAGCUUCAAGUGUUGCCGGUGCUGGACCGUCUGUAAACUCUCCUGGUACACUCUCAUCAGUGGAAGAAAACUGUAUUAGCGAGGAUGAUAAUAUGGAUCUGGAUAUGCUAAGCGACGUUCUUAUUGACGGUAAUGAAAUGACUUCAGUUGCUUAUCAAGAGCCUGAAUAUUGGUGUUCACUGUAUUAUUAUGAAAUGAAUACACGAGUUGGUGACACAUUUCAUUGUUCCAGUCCCUGCUUAACUGUUGAUGGUUUCACAGAUCCCAACAGACAUAAUCGCUUCUGCUUGGGUUUAUUAUCCAAUGUGAACAGAGGACAUCAAAUUGAAUUGACAAGAAGACAUAUUGGUAAAGGGGUUAAACUAUAUUACAUUGGCGGUGAAGUGUUCGCAGAAUGCUUGAGUGAUAGUGCUAUAUUUGUACAAUCUCCAAAUUGCAAUUAUAUGUAUAAAUGGCAUCCAGCAACUGUAUGUAAAAUUCCUCCAGGAUGUAAUUUAAAAAUUUUCAAUAAUCAAGAAUUUGCUAAUUUGCUAACAGAAAAUGUAACUAAAGGUUUUGAAGCUGUUUACUCACUGACAAAUAUGUGUACAAUACGAAUGAGUUUUGUCAAAGGAUGGGGUGCUGAUUACCGUCGACAAACCGUGACAAGCACUCCAUGCUGGAUUGAAAUUCAUUUGAAUGGACCAUUACAGUGGCUUGAUCGUGUCCUCAGCCAGAUGGGUUCUCCAGACCAUCCUUGUACAUCUGUAAGCUGA
Messenger RNA from Heterobilharzia americana, 1959 nucleotides. The record is from the annotation of a GenBank genome assembly. NCBI's taxonomy places the organism in Eukaryota, Metazoa, Platyhelminthes, Trematoda, Strigeidida, Schistosomatidae.